UCGUGAAGGGAAGACUGGUGACGGAACACUCGCACCAUUCAACUGGGAGCCCAGUUUUACCUGCUGUACAUCCCUGUGAAACUUAAUGGAAACUUCACUCACCAUGCCUAAGCUACAGGCAGAGUCAUCAUGACAGCAGCACAUGACUGAGGCACACCUGAGGUGUGACAGGGGUACGUUAGGCUCCUGUCUCCUCAAAUCAGCGAACGGAGCGUUGCCGAGUGUAGAUCAACUCUAAACUGCACCUGGAUUAACGCAGACAGCCAGCUCCUCUCACUGCAGCGGCGAUGGCGGCAAACUCAACAGUCCUUCUGGUGGGGAAGUGCCUGAAGCGGGAAACUGGCAACGCCACCACGUUGGCUCGCUUUGGGCGUGCAUUGAGGAGCGGAGGGUGGGAGGCAGUGACCAGAGACCCUGACAGCAUUCCUCACACCGACGCUCUGCGCGCCCUCACCAAACAGUACAAUAUUAUCACUGUUUUGGGUCUACACGCCUAUCGCACAUCCCAUGUGCUGCUGGCUUGCCAGGAACUCGGCGUGCCCUACGUGACUGUGUUCGGCGGCACCGACGUGAACGAGUGCGUCAGAGAUGCCGUGAAGAAGGAGGUGAUGGGACGGGUGGUGGCUGGCGCUAAGAGCCUCGUCGCGUUCCAUGACUCGAUGCGAGACGCUGCUCUUCAAGUCUGGCCGUCAAUACUCCCGAAUAAAAUAUGGAUAAUGCCUCAAGCUGUUGUAGUUGAUCCCAACUUGGACUUCGACGUGUUAUCAUACUUAAAUGCGAAAGAGGCAGCUCACGUAGAGAACAGAGCUCACAGCAGCGAUCAUGACACAGCCACCUUACACCACGAGAACAAGGGCGCUGAGAAAUCUGUUCAGUCAGCAGGAAGGAAUGAAAGCACAAGGCUAGAGGAAUGUAGCGCCUUGGGAAAAUUUUGCACCACAGAAAACGUUCCACCGCAUGAAGGUAAAGGGGCGACUGCACGAAACGAAAACGUGAACACUCGGACAAACGGGAUCCUAUGUAAGCCACAAAUGGAAGGGUUGUCUGGACUAGUGGAAUUGCCUGCACUAUUUCAGCCGUUGGUAUUGAUGGUGGCUGGACUCCGCCCUGUUAAGGACGUGCUGUUCCUGACGGAGGCGUGGAGCGAGUGGCAGCAAGCGCGGGGAGGAUAUGGUCGCUUCCUCAUCGUUGGGCCCUCUCUUGACCCUCAUUAUGCUGACCACGUGCUCAUCCAAGUCAGCAGGUUGAGUGGCGUGCGUGUGUGCCCCAGUCUUACCCCUCGGGAGUGUCAAGCUGUCAUAAGGAACGCCACCGUCCUGGUUAAUUCAUCCCGCUCUGAGAGUAUGGCAAGCUCGAUUAUGGAGGCAAUGGCUCUUGGUGAGUGUCUGUUUGCCCAUUCCUUCCCUGACUUUUUUUUUUUGUCUCAGAAGGCCGGCAGAUGA
Messenger RNA from Portunus trituberculatus (swimming crab), 1442 nucleotides. RefSeq names its product glycosyltransferase 1 domain-containing protein 1-like. NCBI's taxonomy places the organism in Eukaryota, Metazoa, Arthropoda, Malacostraca, Decapoda, Portunidae. The transcript is spliced from 9 exons. Bases 288 to 1442 code for a protein of 384 amino acids. The record is from RefSeq and is a predicted model, not a curated record.